Molecule: messenger RNA, 2879 nt
Organism: Pimephales promelas (fathead minnow)
Lineage: Eukaryota; Metazoa; Chordata; Actinopteri; Cypriniformes; Leuciscidae
Gene: ccnk
Product: cyclin K
Biological process (GO): regulation of transcription by RNA polymerase II
Molecular function (GO): cyclin-dependent protein serine/threonine kinase regulator activity
Source: RefSeq, a predicted model, not a curated record
CGCUGAGAAGUGUCAGAAGAAGACCAGAGUAAAUGGCCGCUUCCAUGUCGCGAAUGUGAGGCUGACAAAGAUUAAUUUUUUUACCUAAUUGCCAACCUCAUCGAUAUCACAAUCGUGUCACAUAUUACAACGUCUUUUGCAGUACAGAUUGUUGCUGUUCAACGGCGGACUGAUAGUCCAAUUUGGCAUUAUCCUUCAAUUCCUUCCAAAUGAAGGACGGCAAGGAGAACUCUAACGCCACUUUUGGAAGUUUUGCCACAAAUCUGGACCACACAAAGCCAUGCUGGUACUGGGACAAGAAGGAUCUGGCCCACACCCCGUCCCAGUCGGACGGCCUGGACCCAGCCACAGAAGCCCGGUACAGGCGAGAGGGGGCGCGGUUCAUAUUCGACGUCGGUACACGUCUGGGACUACAUUAUGACACUCUGGCGACUGGAAUAACAUACUUUCAUCGUUUUUACAUGUUUCAUUCUUUCAAGCAAUUCCCUAGAUAUGUGACCGGUGCUUGCUGUCUUUUCUUGGCUGGUAAAGUAGAAGAAACCCCCAAGAAAUGUAAAGACAUCAUCAAAACUGCUCGUAGUCUGCUCACUGAUGUGCAGUUCGCACAGUUUGGAGAUGAUCCGAAGGAAGAGGUCAUGGUCUUGGAAAGAAUUUUACUCCAGACAAUCAAGUUUGAUUUACAAGUUGAACACCCCUACCAGUUUCUGCUGCGCUACGCCAAACAGCUCAAAGGUGACAAGAACAAAGUUCAGAAGCUUGUGCAGAUGGCGUGGACGUUUGUCAAUGACAGUCUCUGCACAAUGCUGUCCCUUCAGUGGGAGCCUGAGAUCAUAGCAGUGGCCGUCAUGUACCUUGCCGGCCGGCUUUGUAAGUUUGACAUUCAGGAGUGGACGUCUAAGCAGUCGUCCCGCCGCUGGUGGGAGCAGUUUGUACAAGAUGUGCCAGUGGAGCUGCUGGAGGACAUCUGCCACCAGAUUCUGGACUUGUACUCGCAGGGUAAGCAGCCGAUCCCCCAGCAGCCUCAGAUGCAGGACAAGGAGAAACCCCCGCCCCCUCCUCCGGCCCAGCCCAGCCAGUCAGGUGUGCCGAACCCUCCCGCUCAACCCCCCUCCAAGAAAAACUCCCCCCAGGCCAGCCCGCCCGCCAAGAUUAAACGCCAACACGUCUCUCCUAAAGAUGAACCUAAAGCCCCUGCAGAGCAAGUUGGAUCUAAGAUACCCCGCCUGGAGAGUCCUAUGCCCCCUCUUCCUGUUUCCCAACCCCCAGAUCGCAAGGCUCCCUCUGCCAUCCCAGCGCCUCCUGCUGAAGCGGAACCAGCCACACCCUCUGAAAUGGACCCAGCACAAGGGCCGGCUCCUCCCCUGCCCCACGGGGCCCCGCCCCCUCUACCGCACCGCCCUCCCCCGCCUCCGCCCUCCAGCUACAUCAUGGGAAUGUCCACGUCCAGCUCGUACAUGUCCGGGGAGGGGUUUCAGAGUCUGCAGUCCAUGAUGAAGACCGAAGGGCCCUCUUACGCUCCCAUGCCUCCUUCCUACGGGCUCCCUUACCACCCGCACGUCUAUCCACACCAAAACCCCCCGCCUCCAGGCCCUCCCCCAACCACCUACCCUCCUCCCAAUCUGCCCCCGCCCACCCCAUCUUACCCUCCUCCAGGCUACAACCCCAGCUACCCCCCUCCACCCCCACGCAUGCCACCCGGGCACAGUGUGCCCCCUCCGGGCAUGGGCCUCCCCCCCGCUGGGUACCCUCCUCCGCCCGGCCAACCUCAGGUGCCGCUGCCCCCCCACGCCAUGCCGCCCGUGGCAGGAAUGAACAGAGGGGCGUGGAUGAGAUGAGAGGUGGUGAAAUCAGUUCUUCACACCCAUGAUACAUGUGCCUGUGUACAGGAUAUACACCGUCUGUACUAGGUUAUAUGUAUUCGGAUGCAGGAUUCACAGGAAGAUACAGACAUUUCAGCUGCCAUGUUGAACACUGGUGGAAUUUGAGUGUCAGGGAGGCCGUGAACUGCAGCAGACUUCCGCUUGGGUUCAGGGUUCCUCUCCACUUAUCCGAAUUAAAGGGAUAGUUCACCUUAAAAUCACCCUAAUGUUGUUCUAAAUCUGAGUGAAUUUCGUCAAAUCUUCAUGGAUAUUGGUUGUCUUUCUCCAAAAAGGACAAAAAAAAAACCCAUGACUUGUGGUCCAUGACUUGGUCUUUUUCUUAAGCACAGACCGAAUCAUCUGAUGUCCAAUUGAUUUAUAGCUGAUUUCAGCUUUGAAGUUCCUCACACUAAGCAUUUCAUUGGUUUCAGAAGACAUGGAAUAUAGUAGUAUGAAUUAUUUUUAUUUUUAAUUCAUUCUCAUUCUGGUCAGUUGGUCAAUAUAAAUGGUUUUUGUAUGGAAAGAUCUCUUUUUGUACAUUGGAAACAAAAGUCUUACAGGUUUGGAAUGACAUGAGAGUGAAUAAAUAAUGGCAGAAAUUUCAGUUUGGAGGAACUAUCCCUUUAAAUUCAUUCACAUCACCACUAACAUUCCAAACACCUUUCUGGAUUAUGAAUUCUUGGUUGUACAUAUGAUUUAUUCUGUAAUAUCUUUAGGGAAACCUAAAUGUUAUGUCUUCACAUGCCUCUGGCUUUGCUUUUUAGUUGGUGUGUUGCAGAAUUCAUAUUAUUUUCUUAGCAACAAGGGGAAAAUAUCCCAAAAAUCAUCCUUGGCAGUCCUCUUAUUCAGAUGCGUUUCUGGCAUCUUAAGUGGAUUGAUUGAUGUACAUUGUUAGUAUGAUAGUUUCCCGUAUGUGCCUUAGUUUGGUUAAUAGUUGAUUGGUAAAGGACUUGCUGUGCACAGCCACCUUGUGUUUGCUGUUUUUUUUAGGCAGAUAAUAAAAGUCUUUUUUUCCCUUGA